AUGUCCAAACGCGCCGGAUCUGAUGGCGAUGAACCGCCCUCAAAGCGUCACUGCUCGAUUGACGUCCAAGCGAACCAGGCAGUACCACCGGCACUGUAUGAUAACGGUGCAUGGGAAAUCCUUGCCAAAUUCCUCACCACAUCAAUGUCUCUAUCCGAGGUAGACGACGCACACAUAGCGCACCUCGAGCCUCGACGCCUGCUCUUCUCCGGUGACGAAGAUAACGCCAAAUCCUUAGAAAACUUCACCAAGCUGUGGAAAAUUCACAUACCCAAUCCACCAGAAAAGUCUUCCGUUUCUAUCCCUGCAUCGAGGAGGAACGGCUACUCGUCAAGUUCACGUGCUCAAAAAUCGCGCAAGUUAUCCAAAGCUGCUUCUAAGUUCAUCGCUGAUAAGGCCGAUGUUGGUGAUGAUGAAGAGGAGGAAGAGGAGUAUGAUGGAGAAGAUUGGGACGGACCUUCUACGCAGUCGCCGAUAGUCACAAGUUUGCCAGGAACGUCGGCGAAACGGAGGUUGGCAGCAACCUUUGACGACAUGGCGACUCGGUUCGAACAACAUUUGCCCAGCUCAUCUGAAGACAAUCUCGCCUACAGAAGUCCCGAAAGCAGGAUGUAUUUACCUCAUGUUCAAAGGACUACCACUCAAUAUGUUGCUGACCACCUUCGGAGGAAGGAAUUUCCCGUGAUCGUGUCAGCCUGGUCAGCAGGACAGCUUUACGUGGUGGCGGAUAGCCCCGCGACGAUUGCAAAGUCCUUGCCCCUAUCUCUUUAUCUCGCCGUGAAAGAGUACUCCCGUAUUGCCGAGGAAGAACGCGAAGCGGUAGAACGCACGCAGUCCGAGUUUCCUCAACAAGCAUGGGUGAGGAUCAAGGGCAGUAAGUACAGGGGCGACAUCGCACAAGUUUUCGAGCAACUGCCGAAUGGUCUGGUCGCAGUCUUAAUUGUUGCGCGCGAUUUCCCCUAUUCCAUGCCUUCAGGAUCUCGAGCGCUUAUCCAGCAAUCUCUCCUUCCGAACCAGAAGAGCGUUUCCGACAUCAUUCGCGAUGACGAAGUCGUGGGAUGGAAAUACAAGGGAGAAAGCUACUACAUGGGCCUGCUGCUCAAGAACUUUCACCGCGACAGACUAGAACUCGUCGCAUCCCCUCAUGUCGACGACAUUCGGCUACACCUGGACGCCGGAUGGAAUCAACUGUUUUUGAACGAAACUGUGGUCGCGUUUUCGCUGCAGUUCCUGCGCGUGGGCGAUUGGGCGAGAGUCGUCAAAGGCUCUCUUCGUGGAGAGCUUGGUCAGGUCGUCUCAACUGAUCAUACUUUGGGGACCCUAAGUUUGCAAUCGGCUUUUGAUGGGCGUCUCAAGGAGAUGGAAGUUCGACUCAAAGACAUCGAACGGAUCUUUUGA
Messenger RNA from Suillus fuscotomentosus, 1398 nucleotides. RefSeq lists its product as uncharacterized. The transcript is spliced from 5 exons. The record is from RefSeq and is a predicted model, not a curated record. Lineage: Eukaryota; Fungi; Basidiomycota; Agaricomycetes; Boletales; Suillaceae. Bases 1 to 1398 code for a protein of 465 amino acids.